AAAAUACGCAGAUGUGUUGAAAAAUUCUGGAUUAAAAUUUUCGUAGUUGUCAAGCUGUCGAAGUCACGCGUUGCUAGCAUGUCGAAGAUUAGCUAUUAGCAGGUGUACACACUUCAGGUCGAGUUAGGAAGGCCACCGCCACCUGCUCGGUGAUGUUUACACGUUAGACGCCGCAGUGACGGUGAUAUGUGGCAGCUAGCCGUGCUAGCAUGGAGUUAGCCCAGUUUUCAGACCUCCAUGCUGGACGAGUGUGAAAGAGAGGCAGUGACAGCGCUAGGUGGUGAUAACCCACCCACCAGCCAACCAGCGGCCUUUGUUUACCUGCUUCUCAGGUAGGACGUGAGCAGGGGGCAGGGCCACCCAGCAGGUAGGAGGGAUGCCUGUGGAGGGCGGAAGCAGCAGCGGCUCUGCUUCAGCCGGUCGUCACCCCAAGCAGAAACGUAAGGCUCACAGUUUGUCAAUCCGGCGCACGAACAGCACAGAGGAGAGGCCACCGGGCAUCCAGAGAGGAGACAUGCUGGAGGGACAGGACUCCAAGCUGCCCCUCUCCUUACGGAACAACCUUCUUGACCUUUUUGGCCAAAUUGAGCGCGAGUUUGAAAAUCUGUACAUCGAAAACCUUGAAUUACGCAGGGAAAUUGACUCCCUGAAUGAGCGUCUGACCGGAGAUGGACAGACUAUUGAGGGAGGAGACCCCACCAAGGGAGCCCUGAAAGCUAAAGCCAGCCACAGCACCAGUCAGCUGUCACAGAAGCUGAAGACGACCUACAAAGCCUCUACCAGCAAGAGCUCGUACACUCUCCACGGCAAAAUAGGUGGACCUCGCAACUUCAGUGUGGCCACAUGGGAGUUGUGGGGCGGAGAUUCAUGGAUUGUGUCCAGUUUCAAAGCCACCACAGGGUCCCGGGCUUUGUGCCAGCUGCUUAAGGAGUACGUGGGCCACCGGGACGGGAUCUGGGACCUCAGCGUCACCCGAACUCAGCCAGUGGUCCUGGGAACUGCCUCUGCAGACCACUCAGCCCUGCUGUGGAGCAUCGAGACUGGGAAGUGUCUGCUGAGGUAUGCUGGUCAUGCAGGAUCAGUCAACUCCAUCAAGUUCCACCCCACGGAGCAGAUGGCCCUCACAGCCUCCGGGGACCAGACGGCUCACAUCUGGCGCUACAUGGUUCAGCUUCCUGCCCCACAGCCACCACCAGAUGUCAGUGCUCUGUGUGAUGACGACCAGGACUCGUCAGACAGAGAGGAAGGCGAGGUGGAUGGCGAGGGCCCGUGCGAGGUCCCCACCGUCCGGGUCGCCACAGCAACGCUGAAGAGCCACCAGGGCGUAGUGAUUGCAGCUGACUGGUUGGUCGGAGGCCGACAAGUGGUGACAGCUUCCUGGGAUCGUGCCGCCAACCUGUACGAGGUGGAGACGUCUGAACUGGUUCACACACUCACAGGCCACGACCAGGAGCUGACACACUGCUGUACCCACCCCACCCAGCGGCUGGUGGUCACCUCGUCCAGAGACACCACCUUCAGGCUGUGGGACUUCAGAGACCCGUCCAUCCACUCUGUUAACGUCUUCCAGGGACACACUGACACGGUGACGUCGGCAGUGUUCACGGUGGGCGACAACGUGGUUUCAGGCAGCGAUGACCGCACCGUCAAGGUGUGGGAUUUGAAGAACAUGAGGUCGCCCAUAGCAACCAUCCGCACGGACUCAGCCGUGAACAGGAUAAGCGUGUCUGCCAACCAGAGGAUCAUCGCUCUGCCGCACGACAAUCGACAGGUCCGACUGUUUGACAUGAGCGGAGUGAGGCUGGCCAGACUCCCACGCAGCAACCGCAUGGGUCACCGGCGUAUGGUGUGCUGUACAGCCUGGAAUGAAGAGAACCAGUCGUGCAACCUGUUCACCUGCGGCUUCGACCGUCAGGCCAUCGGCUGGAACAUCAACAUCCCCGCACUGCUGCAGGAGAAGUGAUGCCACUGACACACACACACACACACGCACACACACACGCACUCACUAAGUAGGAGACUGAAUCUAUCCCUGUAUAUACAGUCUGGUACAAACAAACACUGUAAUCUGUGGCCCUCGUACAUGCUGGUAUGAUUAAAAUGUUCACCCUGAGAAAUGUGAUGUGUUUCACAGCAGGAAGGAGUGAAACACACCUUCAUUAUCACAGUUAGUGUUGUUUUCCAGGAUGCAGCGAUUAACCCUGAUCGAUACGAGCACAUUAUUCCCCCCGAUGAACUGAUCCCGUCUUUGGCUGCGCACACGUCGUCCUGGUGUUAAAGAGACUGACACGGGUCCAACAUUUUAAAGUGCGAGCGUGUACGAGGCCACAGAGCUGCUCUUCUGUACCCGAGCCCUUCACUUAUUUAGCAUGGAUUGUGAAUUGUGACGCUUGGCUGAUCCGUUCGUCUCUGCCUUUUCUGUUGAAGACUGCACAGUCACAUCACUGCUGUUUAGUUAGUGCUGCAUGUGGAUGAACUCGGUUUGGACGUGACCUGUAAAGUUGUGUGAGAGCGGUUUUGUAGAACAUGAGCCAGAGACGUUAUGUGUAUAUUGAGUUGUGGCCUGAUGAAGUGACCUGCGUCGCAGGUUGUUGUUUGUUUAAGUGGAUUUACUGUCUCGCACCUUUUGGGGGUGGAGCUUGGAGGACGCGAUGCGGUUCUGUGAAACGUUUUUUUUUCUUUUAGUCAAACUUGGAAUUUUUCUUCUCAUGGUGACAAACAUAUCAUAUUCAGGACCUGCUGUCCUGUCUGAGGGUCUUCACCCACUGAGAUUCGAGUCUGCCUAUUACCUUUGAUGCUUUGAGUUCACAGCCAGCCUCCACGUUUAAUAUUUCAGACUUACUGUAUGAUGCUGUAACUCUGCCUUGUUCCAUGUUUACAGUAGGAUUUCAUGGGUUUUUUUAAGUAUUGCUCUACUUUGCCUUUUUUUUUUCUGUCAGGACGCAAAGUGUCAAAAGCAAAGCAAUAAUCAGAAAACAGCUCACGAAUCCUCUGCAGGUCUGUGCUCAACAUAAUCAUGUCGUCGUGCUCAUGGUGCAGGUGUAGGUGUAGGUGUCCAUAAUCUGCCCCCAUGUUAGCGUGGUGUCAGUUAGCCAUCCUCCUCAGCCCGUUGCCAACUCACAGCCCCGCGUUGCUGUAGUCCGUGAUCCCUCAGUGAAUUCGUUGGUUACUGGUCAUUUCUGUGCUCGUCAGUAUCAAGUUACAGUGUUCUUACUUCGCAUUGAACCCUCAGCCUCGUUCGGCCUCUUUGCAUCUUUUGUUGUAGAUGAAGCUUUUCAGUGUGUGAGGGGAAAAAAAGAAAACAGAAGCAAUAAGCAGCUCCUCGAUGUUUCUGGUCCUCAGAGUGAAAUUAGUGGACGUGGAGUCUGAGGGUCACGCAGCAGCUUCUCUGGAGCUGAGCUCGACCAGGAUCCACGAAACUCUUUACUUCUUACACUUGUGCAAUAUCCCGAACAUGAAGACAUGCUGUAGUUUUCGAUCUUCAGACGUUUAACUUAUUUCAGUGCUGUAAAAUCCCAUAAGACGACUCAUUGUACUUGUGUGACUGGUGUAGAUGUAGCUCAGUGUGCGUACCGUCGGUUUGUGUAACUCAGCCAGAAGUCGACUUCAGGCGACACUUGGCUGCUCGUCUUACCAACAAUAGAGCCGGGAUGGAUUUUUGAAGUAGCAUGAACCUAAAGAUGUAAUGAACUCAUAGAAAUGCCUUACCAUUGCUUUGAAAAAACGGUGCAUGAGCCUUAUCCAUCUGAGCAUCAAUGCACUUUUCCAAAUGCUUGUUAAAUUACUAAUUGUGUCCCCCUGCACAGAGCAGAUAGGGUUCUCACUGCUGUGUCAUUCAGGGAGCUCAAUCCAGCGCCCACUGGUAUCACUGUCAUUUUAAUCUGCAGGUAGAAAGGAAAGUCCGACGUACACCCCCCACAUACGAGUCCUGGCUCUGUGAUUUAGGAUUGAUACCUUAAAUUACUGCGUUCUGCACUGAGGCAGUAAAAAAAAAACGUGGAAAGGCUUCGCUUCAUUGUGGCGAAUCGUAUUCAACUCAGACUUCAUUAUGUGAGCUACUUUGCAUACUUUAUUGUGAUGGGUACGUGCUCUCUGACACUUUCCAAUAAAAACGUGUGAUUUCCUUU
Messenger RNA from Toxotes jaculatrix (banded archerfish), 4127 nucleotides. Its product is annotated as WD repeat-containing protein 37-like. Lineage: Eukaryota; Metazoa; Chordata; Actinopteri; Toxotidae. Gene Ontology annotation, molecular function: protein binding. Gene Ontology annotation, cellular component: preribosome, large subunit precursor. The record is from RefSeq and is a predicted model, not a curated record. Bases 377 to 1963 code for a protein of 528 amino acids. The transcript is spliced from 15 exons.